AGGACGCUAAUAGAAGGCGUAAAACUUCACACAACCCUGGUUUCCCAGUGAAUGUUCUGAACUCAAUCAUCAAAACCCUAAAACCCUGGUCCGUCAUUCGAAACACCAACAAAAAUGAUGAGAAGGAUCUCUUCACUCCUCAACACCACUACAAAACUUUACUCAAACCCACAAACCCCGCUCCGAUUCCACCCCAUACUGUCCCUGCAAUGCCCGAAUUCGAGCCCAGACAAAUUCUUUUCAAGCGAAUUGUGAUGGGGAUUAGGCCUUAUAGUCUUUUAAGUUUGAAUGACUUGAGGGAUAAAAUACCCAGAAAGCAGAAGACCAGAAAGGUGAGAGGGAUUGGGUCAGGGAAGGGCAAGACUGCUGGGAGAGGACACAAGAAGCAGAGUGCUAGAGGGAGCGUGAAGUUAGGGUUUGUCGGAGGACAAGCUCCAAUGCGUCGUCGUUUGCCCAAAAGAGGAUUCAAAAACCCUUUUAGCCUCGUCUUUCAGCCAGUAGGGUUGGGAAAAAACGCAUAUCUAAUAAAUGCAGGGAAGAUAGAUUCUCAUGAAUUAAUCACAAUGAAAACUCUCAAGGAUGCUGGAGCCAUAGGAAAGCAGAUAAAAGAUGGAGUGCGACUGACGGGACGUGGAGCCGAAAAGAUCAAAUGGCCAAUUCAUCCGGAGGUGUCAAGGGUGACUGUUACAACAAGUUGGGUUUGCAAGCUUUGUUUAAGCCCGAGUGGUUUGAGAAGGAGGGGAGGUUGCUGCCAAGGCCUCCUCCUAAACCGAAAGAUAAAGUUGAUAGCAUUGGCCACCUGCUUGCACCGACCAAACCUAUUCCAUUCUUCACCGAAGAGGGGGCAGCUGCCUCCCCAUCAGCCUAGUUUGCAAAUGAUGAGUUUGUUGGCUCCAACUUUAGGAUUUUGUAUUUCCAGCACAGAAACUAAAACAUCAUCCGGGCAGAUUUUGAUUUCCAGGAAUUACCUUUUCUUGUUUUCUUUCAUAAAUCAUAACGAAAUUUUUUCUUUAAUUAAUAGGCGUAAAAUUCUUAAAAUCUUUUAUAAGUAAUAAAUUAUUUUA
This is a messenger RNA of Mangifera indica (mango), 1064 nucleotides long. RefSeq names its product 50S ribosomal protein L15-like. NCBI's taxonomy places the organism in Eukaryota, Viridiplantae, Streptophyta, Magnoliopsida, Sapindales, Anacardiaceae. Gene Ontology annotation, biological process: translation. Gene Ontology annotation, cellular component: mitochondrial large ribosomal subunit. The transcript is spliced from 4 exons. The coding region runs from base 210 to 1052 and encodes 280 amino acids. The record is from RefSeq and is a predicted model, not a curated record. Gene Ontology annotation, molecular function: structural constituent of ribosome.